This is a messenger RNA of Physcomitrium patens, 5853 nucleotides long. RefSeq lists its product as uncharacterized. The record is from RefSeq and is a predicted model, not a curated record. Gene Ontology annotation, biological process: regulation of DNA-templated transcription. NCBI's taxonomy places the organism in Eukaryota, Viridiplantae, Streptophyta, Bryopsida, Funariales, Funariaceae. Gene Ontology annotation, molecular function: DNA-binding transcription factor activity; DNA binding.
GAGACCAGACCAGACUGGUCUCAUGCUACGGUGUCUUUGCCAAACGAGUCUUCGUCGUCGUCGUCGUCGUCGUCGUAACAUCAGUUUCGCAGACCAGUCGAGGUGGUGCUGUUCAGAAACUAGUCUGAUUCCAGCCUCGCGCUACCAGCCCGUUGCCAUGCCUCCCUUUCUUUCGAUUCUACUGCAGUGGUCCCGAAUUUCACCACCCGUUUCGAUAAGCUCUUCCGUGUGUGUGUGUCAUUCCAUCUGCACCGCCGCUUCCAGGGGAAUACUGUCUGGUCGGGCCUGCAAACCUUGCCUGGGGUAGGCAAGCUUUGUUUCCACGCUAACAGUCCGUGUAAGUGGUGCCAAUUGCUGUGAUGGUUGAGGGUUUUCUUGUUAGUCAGGAUUCUACCUUGAAGAUUUUGGGUUGAUCGCCCACAAGUUCCUGAUGCUUCAGGACGGCGGCGGUGGAGUGCAAAUAAACAGUGGGUUGGGAAAUCCGCUUGUUCGGGAGGGUAGCUGCGUUUUGAAGGGAGCACACUGCAAGGCAUGUGCCACGCGCGUGUCUGCGAACUGUGACCGGGACUUGUUGUUGGGCUUUGCUGUCACUUGGACCGUGCUACACAAUUGGAGACUUUGGCGAGGCACACGUGUGUCGGACGAAGUUACUCCACUUCAGGUUCUCACGAUCAUGGCGGUACCGUUAUGUGUGCUUGAACUCGUCGACUCUGAAGUUGUAACACAGGUAGCCAAGCCCUCGAGCGCUUGCUUGCCACCCCGUAACAGUGGCUGGUAUUAAAACCUGCAGCACCGUGUUGGUAGGAUCAGAAAACUGGGGUAACUGGUAGCGAGCUUGUCCUUGUGUAGAUUCCAAGUCCAUAGCCAGGUGCCGAAACAACGUUACAGCAUCCGCCCAUGGGUCCAUUGUCUUUGGCUAGACGUGGACACCUGGGCAAGAUGAGUUGCAGAGGGCCCAAGGUUGUGGUGUUUCGUCCCUCUUCGAUCAAACCCCUUGAGCUUCACUUUCAAGAGAACACGAUGUUCGACGCAAGUUUACAGGAGUGCAGGGUUGAGUAUUGUCAAUGACUGUCCACGUUACUGGGGAUCGACGCUUAUUCCUGGCAAUCAACUAAGUAGGAGCAAAUUAGGAGGUUGAGCCGUCGGCCAACGUCUCCGCCGUUGUAAUUCUGAAAGAGGAUGGUCGUGCAUAGUUGAUUCCCAGAGAUGAUGGUGGAGUAGCAAUGAUCCUAUUGUCAGUAGUCGUCAUCAUACGUCGGACAGUACCGUUGUAAUCCAGGCAAUGAAGCUGGACACUGAGGUCAAUGGCCGCGGCAGUUGGAUGGUCACAGGAUAUUGCAGUGCAUGAUUGAACAUCAUCAGGUUUUGAGCCUGGUGUUGAGACGACAACGAGUAGCAUAAAUAGAGCUGCCAAAGUGGACGUCCAGUAGCUCAUGCGGCGUUAGUAGAGUGCUCCGCGGCUUUCAACGCUAAAGCUUGGGGCUCUGACAUCUAUCUUAGCACAAAGCUGGUAGAAGUGUUGACGGGAAAUUCCGGGAGGAACUUCACUCUCAACUCGCGCAUUCCUGGUGGAGUCAUCGGAAAUAGCUCGAUGGAAGAGUUUUUAGGGUGGCCCAAGGGACUUCACUCCACGUUGAGCAUUUGAUGCACGUGAAGUAUCUAUUAAGAAUGAAAGCUGGCUUUGCUGAUUCACAACGCAUAACAGACCAUGAAGCAUAACACAGCUUGUUUCCUAGGAAAGUUAAUUCCAACUAUGGCUAUCUGGUUUCACAAACAGUGAGUGCUCUCACGCAAUGCCAACCAGUUUGCUGAAGCAUCUGUGACUACGACGACGACGACGAUGACGAGGAGAGUCUAGCACCUACAUUUUUCCUCUCUGAAGCUCUUGAGUUUGAAGGAUAUCAAUCCGUGAAUACCACAUCCAAGGUCUCCCUCACAAGGUGCCGGUCAGAGUCUGUGUAUGCACUGGUUGCAGAUGGAAUUGGACUGUGAUUCUGGCAAUUCACUAACUCCAAUUAUGGUUGGCUUACGUUUUCGCUACUAGCCCCUUAAUUCGCUUUUGGUGGAGUAAAACAGCAGUCUGACCCCGUCAGCGACCCAGUCUAUCAGUACCAGCAGCCUCAUUCUGACAAGUAUGUCGCAGAACCAUGGCAGCAACUUAGGAGGAUACCAAAACUCGGAGAACAAUUGUUACAAUUCUAUUCGUUCCAGCGGCGAAGGCAGCAACACGAUUUCUGGUCAGGGACUAGAGAGAAUGCAGUCAAAUGGAUCCCUUUGCAUCGUGGAAGCCCUCAGUAGGUCUCACGCUGCAGACCGUUGGCAGCAGCAGCGCGCAAUGCAGUCGGAUGGCGGAGUUCACCAGCACACCUUUCUCAUGACUAAUCAACUGUCGCAACUAGCGGGCAAUGGUGGCACACGCGAGCAGCAGAUGACGGGUUCUCACUGCCACUAUGACAUGCAGGGUACUGCUGCGGAGAACUGCGAAGACCCGAAGCUGGAGGACUUUUUGGGCGGGGCAUCCUUGGGUGGACAAUAUGCCGACCGGGAAGCGCAACAACAGCAGUUGGACUCCUUAUACUACAGCGCCGGAACUACUGCCACGAGUUACGUCCAAGACAACCAGUCGCGUAUCAACGUGAACUUGCCAUACUCACUGCAGCAAGGCGCAGGUUCCCUUCACGACGUCCCAUCGUCGUUUCGAAUCGCAUACGGUGGAGUUCCGGAUCAGUCUAGGCUUUCGAGUCCGCACAAUUACGAACAUCCACACACUCGUUCGCAGCCGGAGCUUCAGGGGAACAAUUUGCUGUCCGGAACCCGGUUGCACCCGCAGAAUCUUAUGAAAGCGACGCUGAAUCGAUCCACGACGGCGGAGCUGCUGUCUCAUAGUGCAUUAGAGUUACCAUCAGGUGGAUCGCUGAAUCAAAACAGCGAGGAUCCUGGAUUGAACAUGUGGCUGAGACAUCAAGCAACAGCUGAAAAGACAGCACUGACCAACUUGGCUUGUCUGCCACCACUUACUCUAUCCAUGAGCGCUGGCUCCCACCAGAGCAGCGUCUAUUCACCUGCGCAAACCGCCGGACUAUUAACAACUGCGGAUUACCCCACCGGGCUCGAGCCUCGCAAGCGAGGCGCCGGGCGGUCUGACAACAAAGAUCCGUCCCCCCGCAAGUCCAUCGAUACCUUCGGCCAGAGAACAUCUGUGUACAGAGGCGUCACUAGGCAUCGUUGGACUGGACGGUACGAGGCACAUCUGUGGGACAAUACUUGUAGAAAGGAAGGUCAAACUCGCAAAGGUCGACAAGUAUACUUAGGAGGAUAUGAUAAAGAAGACAAGGCAGCCAGAGCCUAUGACUUGGCAGCGCUCAAAUAUUGGGGUGUCAGCACCACCAUCAACUUCACGCUUGAUACAUACGAACAAGAGCUGGAGGAGAUGAAGAACAUGUCUCGGCAGGAGUAUGUUGCCUCGUUGAGAAGGAAAAGCAGUGGCUUUUCGAGAGGAGCAUCCAUGUAUCGAGGGGUGACGAGACACCAUCAGCAUGGGAGAUGGCAAGCACGCAUUGGGCGAGUUGCGGGAAACAAGGACCUGUACCUGGGCACUUACAGCACUCAAGAGGAAGCAGCGGAGGCCUACGACAUAGCUGCCAUAAAAUAUCGUGGAAUUAAUGCCGUCACAAACUUUCAUAUCUCUCGUUACCUAGCUAACAAGAUUCAGGAAGCUGCCGUGAAUGAUCACCCCGGGCUAGAGUCUAUAGAAGCAGCGAAGGAAGGCGAAUUGUCGGCAUCUGUGAUCUCGACGCCUUUGCAGUACUCAGGUCAGGCGCAGACUGCUCUAAUGAUCGAGCUCAGCCAGAUUGACGACGACCAUCAGACAACCACACAUUCCACCGGCACCACUGAGUUGCUAACCACUGAGGUGCUGUCCGGUCAAGGUGGGAUUUCCAAGAACCUCCACGACUUGCAGAUGUUGUAUCAGCAACAGGCUAGAAACAGCUGGGGAUCUAGUUCGCAGGGGGAUAGCCAGCGAGGCUGGUUGGGAUUUGGGGUGGAUUCGAUGCGAGCCCCUAAUACACAGUCGAAGUUCCCAGCCCCCACGAGCGGGACGUCGCUGCGGAACCUUAUGGGGUUAGAAGCAUUUCCGCAGGAUCGUAAUGCAGGAGCCGGUGAGAGCUCGUGUUCGGCAAACCAGGCGCUGAUGGGCCACGGAAUGCAAAGCUCCAGUAGCAUGAUCAGCUCGUCGGGUUUCCAGGGCGGGGGCUCGGGCGUGUACCAGAGCGGCGAUGGCAGGACUUUGAACUCGCCACCAAUGAGCAACUCGGUCUACCCACAGCAGCAGCAGGGUAGCCUCGAUAGGGGGGCAGUGGUGGACAGCCCGAAGAAUUCGGUGGAUGAGAGCGAGGAAGCGAGCUCGAAAAGCUCGGGGUACGAUCCCGUUUUGCAGGGAGACCUGUCGCGCAGCGGAGUUUUGUACUUGUCGCCAGGGUCGGGAUCGAAAGGGAAGAUGGCGAGCUAUGUGGAGAGCAACUCAAUGUCGCCGUGGAUCGGCAGCAAUUCCACAACAGUGCAGGGGCUGACGGAGCGGUCCAACUUGAGCAUGGGUGGGCACAUGGGAUCCGGCCCCAUUUUUACGCAGUCAUGGAACGAAUGACAGAGGGCAAGAGUGACAGUGUAGAGCGGUGGCAGACGAGCAGAUGGGUAAUGGUGCUAAGGCCAAAUGUUGGGCUGCAGCCAUUCCAAGUCCCAGACGGAUGGAGGACACCGGCUUGCAGCGCGUGGAGUGCGAUUCAGUCCCUUCGGCUCUUACCCCGUCUGCAACCAAUAGCAGGGUGGUGGGUUUUAGAAUUAGCUCAAAAGUCCCACAUAUGGCAAGUGUUGAUACAAAAUUAUGUGGUACGACGGCCCCCGACCUUAACAUUGGCGGCAUGUACAAUUGAUCGAUGACAAUGAUGAUUUUCUGCCCUUGCGUGAGCGGAAACAAUUCAUUUCAUGGGCCCAGUUAGUAGGAGGGGAUUCAUUCCCAGUACGAUAAGGACGACAAUGUUUUUGGUCAGACUUCUUUCCACACCCCCAAUCUCGUUCCGCCUGAUGCUCCUCAGCCCACAGAUUUCGAUGGUCCGUGUCCCAGUCUGUUCCCGGCAACUGGUGUCUCCAGUUGCAUGGAUUUGCUGCCGAGACGGCUAUGCUGAAGUUAAUUCUCCCAGCACUUCAGGACUUGGCAAAUGAUCUGAUGGAUGGGAGCUGAUGGUGGCAACAGACUGGGUCCAGGUGAUGCUGUAGCUGGCAUCCAAGCAAGAGUUGGACAGGCAAUGAUUAAUCAAACUUAACCAACUCUAAGACUAUCACAAUGAUCCGAGCGGGAUCGGACUGUGACUUGCUGUGUGGUGGAGUUAGUUAUCACACCGCGAGGUUACACGAGCUUUUAUAACAGCGAUGGGGACACGAUUGUGUUGCACAAGGGUGCACUAGUUUGCCCUUAAGCAAGUGAAGGCGUUCCAAGGCAUGGAACCAACACAGGGUUGUCAGUUACUGUAAAUAGAUGCUUUGUAGUAUUGUUUUCAGAAGCUUGGCGGGGAUGUAUCUAAUUGCGUCCUGGAAGAGGGCCUGUAUGUGCUUAAAUUGCUCAGACUUAUCUUCGGAGCUGAAUCUGCGUAACUUCAUUUCAUUUCGCAUCUAACUUCAUUUUGCUACGGAGUAGAUUCUAACUGUUAGUUACCGACCGAAUGUUUAGUUAUACGUGCACAUACAUUAGAGCUCGAACUCAGUUAUUGUACAUAAGGACUUUGCUAAUGUUAAGAGUGCGGGCUGAAACUGUUUUGGUUCAUUCAUGAGUGGAACUGAUUCAGUUAUUUAACCUCA